GACCCAUUUCUUCCCUCCGCGACAGCGUAGAAGAUCCACCGGAUUACCUGGAAUCGCCGGUGACCAACCAUAUACCAAUUGUUUUCUCUCUCUCAUCGUUUUCUUUUUUCUGUUUUGGAAAAGCUUCUAAUUCUCUCUCCCUCUGGGGUUUUCUCCGUUGAUCUCGCCGGAAAAGAUAAACAAAAGGGCAAAGCACAGAGAAUCAUCAUCGUUACCUGAUAUUGGAGUAGGGAUAUCUUCCUGUUCAAGGGUUCUUGAAAAUCUUUGAUGUAUGAUUGAAAAGGGAAUAUGGGUACGGGUAUGGAUUUUUCAUCUCCAUCUGGGAUAAUAGAAGGUAGUUGCAAUAAAGACAAUAUAUCAGCCAUGGAAAAUCAGAACUUGGAGAAUUUGGAAAAUGUGAAACAAGUCACAAAUGGGAAACCUCCACGCCACCUGUCUGCCUCACGAAAUUGCAUAGGCUCUGCAAGGCUGAUUGCUGAGGCUAAUUUAGAAUUGGAUGUUGGAAUUGUUGUCCAUAAGCCGUCUUCUGAUGAAAAAACAGAGUUCUUGCCCGUGUUACGAUCAGGAAGCUGUGCUGAAAUAGGACCUAAACAGUAUAUGGAAGAUGAACACAUUUGCAUCGAUAAUCUUGCUGAGUGUUUAGAAGCAACUGUAGAGUUCACUUCUCCAGGAGCUUUCUACGGGGUUUUUGAUGGUCAUGGUGGAAUAGAUGCAGCAACAUUUAUCAGGAGUAACAUCCUCAAGUUCAUAGUUGAGGACUCUCACUUUCCAAUAUGUGUGGAGAAGGCGAUUAAGAGUGCUUUUCUUAAAGCUGAUUAUGCAUUUGCAGAUGAUAGUUCUCUUGAUAUCUCCUCAGGAACUACUGCUCUCACCGCUCUUAUUUUUGGAAGGACCUUGAUAGUUGCAAAUGCUGGGGACUGUCGGGCUGUUCUAGGUAGAAGAGGUAAAGCAAUUGAGAUGUCCAAAGAUCACAAACCCAACUGCACUUCUGAAAAACUAAGAAUUGAGAAUCUUGGUGGGGUCAUUUAUGAUGGCUACCUAAAUGGGCAAUUAUCCGUGGCACGUGCACUUGGAGACUGGCACAUGAAGGGUCCAAAAGGGUCUGCCUGCCCUUUAAGUGCUGAACCAGAAUUGCAGGAGGCAGACCUCACCGAGGAGGAUGAGUUCUUGAUAAUGGGCUGUGAUGGUCUGUGGGAUGUUAUGAGCAGCCAGUGUGCUGUGACGAUAGUAAGAAAAGAGUUGAUGAUUCAUAAUGACCCCGAAAGAUGCUCAAGAGAGCUUGUUAGGGAAGCACUUAAGCGGAAUACCUGUGAUAACUUAACUGUGAUUGUCAUCUGUUUCUCUGCAGAUCCUCCUCCAAGGAUAGAAACACCACAAUCUCGAUUCAGAAGAAGCAUAUCUGCAGAAGGGCUGAAUGUAUUAAAGGGUGUGCUAGAUGGUAACUCAUGAAAAGGGAAAUUCUACAUGAGUUGUGCACAAAUCCAGUUGGGGCUUUCUAAUGCUGCGGGGCAUUUCUCCUCCACGUUUCUGCAGUUGUGCCCCUUUCUGCGGCUGCAUUCAGCUUCAUCGAGGAAGACCCCUGUGCUGUAGGACAUGAUUCUUUUUGAGUCAAAAAUCAUGUACAUCUGAGAUAAAUUAAGUUGUAUUGAUCGGAAGGAUGCAUUGUUCACCUUGCCCUCUUCCUCUACCUCUACCUCUACUUUAUGGAGUUAUAAAAAUGGGAGUCAGAGAAAGACUUCUUCAUUGAUAUUGACG
Molecule: messenger RNA, 1755 nt
Organism: Rubroshorea leprosula
Lineage: Eukaryota; Viridiplantae; Streptophyta; Magnoliopsida; Malvales; Dipterocarpaceae
Source: the annotation of a GenBank genome assembly